AUGAUUAUCAUUCUUCUUGUAAGUAAAGUAUUAUCUUAUGUUGUCUCCAAAUACGAUCCAGAACUAGCUUUAGGUCAAAAAGAGAUUGUCGGGUUUUUAAAAGAACACAAUAAGACUGUGGACGUAAAAAAUUUUGGUGACCUAUCUUUUAUAACGUACAAUAUGGAAAAAAAAGAAGCACUCAACUCAGUUAAACAAACAAAUGAACUAAUAAAACUAGUCGAUAACACCCAUGUCCCUGUUAUCUGUUUGCAAGAAUGUGAAUUGGAUCAAUUAAAAGAACUAUCAACUAGAAUGUUACCCCAUUACGGCAUAGCAGAAGGCAAAGAAUCGAAGGUAAUAAAUCCUACCAAUGGAAAUGAGACAUUUUUACCCAUUUUAUAUGAUACCGAAGAAUUAAGAUUUCUUCAGUCUGGCCGUUUUAAAACAAAUGAUCCUGUUGUUAAAAAUACGUACGCUACAUGGGCGAUAUUUAACCACGUCAAAAAAAACUUGGAUUUUGUAGUAAUUAAUAUUAAUCUUUACAGUACUAAAUCUCUAGUUGAUUCGCUGGAACUAGCCUCAAUUUUGUAUGACAUAAAUGCCACGCCUAGUAUUAAAAAUAAGAUAAUUUUUAUUUCAGGCACCAUUAAUGGUAUGUCUGAUAACACAAAUACACUUAUAAACAAAGGUUUUGUUAAAUUAAGCAAUUAUAAUAAAAAUGAUGGUGAACUUAAAAAUACAAUGAAUACGUAUAUGGACGUUUUAAAUAAUAUUGAGCGGGAUUUUAUAUUAGCACUAAAUACUAAGACGAUAAAAGCACAACCGGUAUACAGUUCUGUGUUAAGAUUGUUUAAAUAUGGAGCUAGAUUUCCAGUGCAUAGUAUUGUUACAAUUAAUAACCAUUAA
Molecule: messenger RNA, 888 nt
Organism: Vairimorpha ceranae
Lineage: Eukaryota; Fungi; Microsporidia; Nosematidae
Product: hydrolase of the alpha beta-hydrolase
Exons: 1
Coding region: 1-888 (295 amino acids)
Source: RefSeq, a predicted model, not a curated record